This is a messenger RNA of Copidosoma floridanum, 1405 nucleotides long. RefSeq names its product leucine-rich repeat-containing protein 58. The record is from RefSeq and is a predicted model, not a curated record. Gene Ontology annotation, molecular function: protein binding. NCBI's taxonomy places the organism in Eukaryota, Metazoa, Arthropoda, Insecta, Hymenoptera, Encyrtidae. Gene Ontology annotation, cellular component: cytoplasm.
AAAAAAAAACAACGCAAAACGCCAGAGAAGAGAUAGAUCGUCGUCGGGGGAAAGAGAUCGAGUGAAUCGAGUCAGUAGUCCGUCGUGCGCUGGGACGGUCCGAUACGUCUCUUGCAAAAGCCAUCUUUCGUCGUCGCGAUGGGCCGACCAGUGCUCGUUCGGGAGUGAUAACAGUACUUAUUACCAGUAUAUUUUAAUUGGUACAUACUCACGCACAGCUUCUCCUCCGUGCGGAGGGGGGGGGGGAUUCGUGUGUACGUUAAUUGUGUCCCACAUACAAUAUAUCCAACAAUAUCCACGAGGGAGUGCGAAAGGAAAAAGGUGGGAAUGGAGAACUACACGUCCGACUCGAGCGACUCGGACUCGAGCCGUACCAAAACCCUCGACCUGUCCUACCUGAUGCUCGACUCGGGGAUCCUCCACGAGCACUUCAUCUGCGUCCCGGCGCCAGAGCAGAUCGACACGGUACUCUUGCACCAGAACCGGCUGACUUUCCUCCCGGACAGCAUAGCCCGGUUCACGAGUCUGACGACCCUCGAUCUCUCGAGUUGCGGCCUCCAGCGGUUGCCCGACUUUGUCGCCGAACUCGGGCAACUGCUCAGCUUUUCGGUUAAAAACAACAAUUUGACCAACGACUCGCUGCCCAAGAGCUUCGAGGGCCUCGCGGCGCUCGUCGAGCUCAAUUUGAGCGGCAACAGGCUCACCGAGUUUCCCGAGCAGGUGCUCGAUUUGACGGGACUCAAGUACCUCUAUCUCGGGGGGAAUCUCAUCAGCGAGAUCACCAAGGAUGUCUGGAAGAUUCAACGUUUACAGAUACUGUCAAUGGGUGGCAACAGGCUAACAGACGUGCCGUCGACGCUGGGCCAACUGACCGCCCUGCAGGCUCUCAUACUCAGCGACAACAUGCUGGAGAGUCUGCCGAGCUCGAUAGCGAAUCUUAAAAAUUUAAAGACCCUACAGUUGCACAAAAACCGUCUCAGGACGUUACCGACCGAAAUUAUUACUCUUAGGUGUUUAACUGAGCUCUCUUUGAGAGACAACCCGCUGGUCGUAAGGUUCGUCUCGGACAUGACGCACAAUACACCGUCGCUCUUGGAAUUGGCAGCUCGUGUGGUCAAAACUAACGAAAUACCUUACAGGGAAGAUGAGUUGCCGAGGAACUUGAUCGACUACUUGAAUAGCGCUCACAGAUGCGUCAACAGUCUGUGUAAAGGUGUUUUCUUCGACAACAGAGUGGAGCACGUAAAAUUCGUCGAUUUUUGCGGCAAAUACAGGUUACCGCUUUUACAGUAUCUCUGCAGCAGCAAAUGCAUAGGACCGCGCGAAGGUGACGAGGAGGUAGUCAGUGGAGCCAUGAUUCGCAAAGUCUUGCUGGGCUGAUAAACAAUUUGUUUAUAGUCUUAAU